Durusdinium trenchii is the source of this 880-nucleotide messenger RNA. NCBI's taxonomy places the organism in Eukaryota, Dinophyceae, Suessiales, Symbiodiniaceae. The record is from the annotation of a GenBank genome assembly.
AGGAUUGAUGAGGUGCGCAAGCGAAUAGACGUCCAGACCGUUGCGCGGGCAACCGACGGGCAAAAAGAGCUCAAGGCAAGCCAAGAUGCAGGCUCCAGCGAUGAUGACAAGCCGACAACAGUUCCAAACUUGUUGGAGCUCAGUCUGGAGGCUGCAAUGCACAAAAUUGAGGCAAAACUGGAUUUGAUGAUGGAGAGAACGGAAAGCCCAACCAGCAUCACAGGCUUUUCAAAGCUUCGAAGCGAGAUGAGUGAGGCGAUGGAGAGUGCCUCUUUGAUACCUUCGCGUCCCAGGAAACCUUUCCUUCGCCCGGACCCAUUUACUAGAAUGUAUAUGAGGCGUGAAGUAUCUCCCCGCGACAGAAUAGAGGACGGCGGGUGGACACAAAGCUUAGGGCUGUCGCUGGGGCUCUCCAGCCAGAAAGGCCGAAAACGCAGAUCCUUAAGGGAUGCUGAAGCCAAGAUGGAGCCAACGGAGCCAGCAGGUCCAUGGCCGAGCACAACCAUCCAGGAGGUUAGCCGUAGCCUCUUGCCGAAGGAAUGACCAAUACUGUAAAUGAUUCAUUUGAUUUUUUCUUAUUUUUCCAACUUGAACCUCCAGAUGACUCUAGUCAGAGGUCACAAAUAGUACCAUAAGACUUCCGUUUGCCGUGUUCUUGUAGCAUGGCUAGGUAGCAAACAAUUAGCGUCUCAAACUGUAGAAUACAUGUCAGCAUAGCCUUUCGGGAACUGAGCAGCAGAACCUUCGAAGUUUUUGACACCUGUUUGCUCUAAGGAGGUUCUGUUAGUCCUCAAAGUCAAUUGCCGAACACCAGAGAUCUUUAAUGCAUACAGUGAGCUGGCCAGGUCAUAAAGUGAUUGGCGCAAACACGUGAACGGAG